Acaulospora colombiana is the source of this 543-nucleotide messenger RNA. The record is from the annotation of a GenBank genome assembly. NCBI's taxonomy places the organism in Eukaryota, Fungi, Glomeromycota, Glomeromycetes, Diversisporales, Acaulosporaceae.
AUACUCGGCACCCGAAGUCCUUUUGAGCCUGAUUGGGAGGUUGUUUGCGGUAUCCAAAAUAUUUCCGCUCUACCUGAUGGUCUGGAAGACACACAGAGAAUGGAAGAAGAUUCGGCCGAAUUAUGGUUGCUUUAUGGACAAAACACGAAGGACAUUGUAGCCGAGUUGAUAUCGUCGCAGGAUCCCGCAGAGACCCUCGUGGAAUCCCUGAAUGCUGCUCGAGAAUCAAGGGGUAUGCCAAAGCUAGAACAAAUUUCCAGUGCUAUAUAUCGUGGAGCGUUGGUCCUUGUUAGACUAUCGAUGUGUGGUCGAGGCGUCCCCACAGACAUGUCCAUCAUUUACGAUAUAUCUAAGAAGGAAAAGGCUGCGUGGUCAAGGAAAUCGACGGGAAACAACGAUGAGGCGUUCCAAUCUCAGACCCAAGAGAACCAAAUCAUUGGAUACGUGACUUCUGGUCGAAUGUCACUAGCUCGUGGAAAAGGUCUGGGCAUUGGCGCGAUUGCCCUUGCAAAACUUGUGGACUCUAUAAAACGACACGGGUGA